Molecule: messenger RNA, 3821 nt
Organism: Pteronotus mesoamericanus
Lineage: Eukaryota; Metazoa; Chordata; Mammalia; Chiroptera; Mormoopidae
Gene: EMC10
Product: ER membrane protein complex subunit 10
Exons: 7
Coding region: 528-1316 (262 amino acids)
Cellular component (GO): EMC complex
Source: RefSeq, a predicted model, not a curated record
GGGGUUAAGUUCGGGGGACUAUUCCAGGAGGCUGGGUCAGGCACGCCCGGCUGGCAGGGCUUCGGACAGCCCGGCGCUGAGAGCAGGGGUUUCUGGGCUAUCGGUCUCCAGUUCGCCGACCCCAUCCCUCACUUAGUCCAACCCCUCCAGGACUGGCUCCGCUUUCCCACCUGGUUCCCCGACACCUGCUUCACUGAGGGCCGGCCUAGGCUCGUGCCCCGGCUUCAUCACAAUGCCCCGCCCCUUUGGGCAUCGGAGGGAGGAGCCGAGGGAGAAAACCGACGGGCGGGGCCGCGUAUUCUGUAACCUCCAAAUGCGGCGCACCGGGACUUGCCCAGGAUUGUGCCGUCACCAGAGACGCGGUGGUCGCUCUGCUGACAGCAGGCCCCCGAGAGCGAGCAGGUGCUAGUGCGCAAACGCAAGGAGCCGGCGCAGGCGCACGGGCGGUGGGUUGCGGUCCGUUUUUCCCGGAGUGCUCUGCGGCACUCGGCUCACUCUCGCCCGUUGGCUGGUGGGAAAGGGCCAAAAUGGCCGCGGCCGGCGCCGUAGCCAGUCGGCUGUUCCUGCUCUUGCUGGUGGCGGCCGCAGCCCCCAGUCGCGCCCGGGGCAGUGGUUGCCGAUCCGGGGCCGCUGUGCGAGGGGCCGGAGCAGAAGGUCGAGAGAGCGAGGGCUGUGGCACCGUUGGGCUGCUGCUGGAGCACUCAUUCGAGAUCGAUGACAGCGCCCACUUCCGGAAGCGGGGCUCCAUACUCUGGAACCAGCAGGACAACACCUUGUCCCUGUCACAGCGGCAGCUCAAUGAGGAGGAACGGGGCCGACUCCGGGAUGUGGCAGCCAUGAACGGCCUGUACCGUGUCCGGGUCCCGCGGCGGCCUGGGGUCCCUGAUGGCCCAGAAGCUGGCGGCUACGUCUCCUCCUUUGUCCCCGCGUGCUCCCUGGUGGAGUCGCACCUCUCGGAUCAGCUGACACUGCACGUGGAUGUGGCUGGCAACGUGGUGGGCGUGUCGGUGGUGACGCACCCGGGGGGCUGCCGGGGCCACGAGGUGGAGGACGUGGACCUGGAGCUGUUCAACACCUCUGUGCAGCUGCAGCCGCCGGUCACGGCCCCAGGCCCCGAGACGGCAGCCUUCAUUGAGCGCUUGGAGAUGGAGCAGGCCCAGAAGGCCAAGAACCCCCAGGAGCAGAAGUCCUUUUUUGCCAAAUAUUGGAUGUACAUCAUUCCCGUUGUCCUGUUCCUCAUGAUGUCCGGAGCACCGGAUGCCGGGGGCCAGGGGGGCGGCGGCAGCGGAGGGGGCGGCGGGGGCAGUGGCCGGUGAGGGGCCCGGGGCCGGCCAGCGCCCACCCGGCCUCUUUCACCCAGGGGCCUUCUCUCCUGCACAGGGGCCUGUGUCCUUGGUCACCCCAAGAAGGAGUCACUGGCCCUCCCCAGGAGCCCCUUCCCUGUGGGUCUCGUGUUCCCGUGGGGGGGGGGACAGCUGGAUUCCUGGCCCCGUGGCGCCCGCCCACCCUCGUGGCCCCACCGUAGCCCCGGAGGCCUCCCUUUGCCCGCAGGCGGGGGCCCCAGCUCCUGGGCCUCUCUGACCUCGACCCCUCCGCUCCCAGCCCUGCAGUCUGGGAACAGGCCGGCGCUCUCCAGCCUCCGUGCCUUUGUUCUUGCCCUGCCCGCCGGCCAGGCUUAAGGGCCCCCACUCAUCUGCCGCACUCCCCGAGCAGGCCUGGGCUGGCCAGGUGGCUCCGUGGCCCCUGUGGCCCCACCCAGCCCUGCUCCGCCCUUUUUCUGCCCAGGAUGCCAGACCUUCCAUGGGCUCCUGGGCUUGAGGAAAUGAUGUUUAAAAUUAGGACAAAAGAAACUAACCACAGGUAGUGUAGGGCAGGGCCCGGGGCUGUCGAUGGAGUCCCGCCCCCCCGGGGCCGUCCUCCCUGGGACGCUGGCACUGGGUGAGGGCGGCCGGGCCUUUGCUACUCAUUCCCCACACUUGUCUAUUUAAAAACAUUGGCAAGAAUAUAUUGAAAUACUUAGUGCCGAAGAGUUACGCUUUCCAGCAGCCACAUGCACCCGCCGACUUGGCUCACAGCGGCCCGACGCGUAUGGGUGCACGGGCGUCGCUGAGUUUCGAUGCACAUGAUGAAUUGCUCAGAAACCCCAAAACACGGCCUCUGUCGUUGUCGUGGCUGUGUGACGCUCUUGUGUCAUGUGGCAGCUUAUUAAACUGCUCCCCAAAUGCUCAACACUUAGCUCGUUCCCGUUUUAUGUGGUUAUAAAUAGGGCGGUGAGGCCAGCCUAUUUGGUGUGAGUUUGAAUUGCUUCCUGGGGACACGUGACUGAAAGUGAGAUCACUGGGCCGGCUCAGAAGCAUUUUUAGGAGCAGGCGAUGCAUGAGGCCAUGAGGCGUGUGGUGGAAAGUUGUGCCCCUUGUCACUUUUACGCCUUUAUUUUCUGCCCAGAGAGUGCACGGAGCACAAGCCGACAGAGCCACUGUGAAUCUCCCUGCUCUGUACCCAGAAGUGGGGGUCCUGCGAGCUGUGGCAGCUGGCCUCGCUGCUGCACAGCUUUCCUUGCCGCAGGCCAGAGUGGCCUCGUCCUCUGUGCCCCUAGGAAGGGCCUGGAGCCCAGCCAGCCAGGUGUGGCUGAGCUCAAACCCGGAACUGGAGUGGCCCGGGGCGGAGGGCCUGAGCCAGCAGGUUCCGCGUUGCUGAACUGCCUCCACAGGGCAAGCUCCAGUCCCCGUUUCCCGACGGUCUCGCUCAUGGCAGGGCUUCUCUCUCAGUGGGGAGAGGGGGCCCUGGCAGGUGUGGCUGCAGUGGCUUGAGCCAACGGGAGGGGCAGCAGUCAGGGCACACCCCUGGGUUGUGGGCGGGGUCCCGGAUUGGGGGUGUGCAAGAGGCAGUGGGUUGAUGUUUCUCUCCCUUUAUUUCUCCCUCCUCCCCUCCCCUUCUCUCUAAAAAAUAAAUUAAAAAAAAAAAACAAAAACGAGGCAGAGCCUACCUGCACCAUCCUGAACACCCGUUCGUAGCCUUUGCUCAAUGGAGGUGUUUAUGUUUUUGAAAUCCUCUUGUGAGUCCUCCGACCUCGCCAAGACCUCAACAGGCCCCCUGUUUUCUGAUGCCCUUGGACUUGGUCAGCUGCGGCCCUUCCCUUGGCCCCAUCUCUUCCUGCAGGCAGCCCUGCAGAGGGGCCCACAGAUUUAUGUUUCUUCUGCGUGCAUUGUGCUACACGCCGGUCAGCGCUGCGGUUAUGUCAGCAGAUUUUUGGAGCUUUGUACAUAAAAUGGCAGUGUCAGGGCUCUAACUUGCAUUUCUUUCAUGUGACCCCUACCCGGGACCUGGCCUGCAACCCAGGCAUAUGCCCUGACUGGGACUCGAACCUGCGACCCUUUGGUUCACAGGCCAGUGCUCAAUGCACUGAGCCACACCAGCCAGGGCUUUAACUUGCAUUUCUUUCUCCACCUGCUGGAGACCAAGCGUGAGCACGUUUUUUCCUGUCUGCUCCACAUGAAUUCUGUUGCUUUUUCCUAGAUGAUCCACGCCCCCAACCAGCCAAGCUUUCUUGGACAGAGUUUCUGACUCGGAGUUUUUAACCCUUUGUGUGACUUGUGGUGCAAUUUCCCCACCGCCUGCAGUCAUUCUCCGACCAUUUUGUUAGUUUUUAAUGGGUUGCAAUGUAAGAUCUUGAUCUGAUGACAUCCUUUUCCGCUAAGACUUUUUUGAUCCCUCUCAUGCUGGCACAGUUAUUUUGUAGUACAUUGUAGUCAUCGUGGGAGCUGGUUCCGGCUCCCCCGGGCUCUGUCCUUAUUAAACUUCUCUUCCAGUGCUUGCCUGUC